Messenger RNA from Exophiala spinifera, 2058 nucleotides. RefSeq lists its product as uncharacterized. The record is from RefSeq and is a predicted model, not a curated record. Gene Ontology annotation, cellular component: membrane. Bases 1 to 2058 code for a protein of 685 amino acids. The transcript is spliced from 2 exons. Lineage: Eukaryota; Fungi; Ascomycota; Eurotiomycetes; Chaetothyriales; Herpotrichiellaceae. Gene Ontology annotation, molecular function: acetyl-CoA transmembrane transporter activity.
AUGCCUGAUUCAAUCGCCGAACCUCAUAUAUAUCCACUCUUUCAUACCCGUUCCACAUCGAUAGACCAGCACCUUCCCUCUCAGCACGUCACUGCCCAGAACAAGGAACGCGAAGAAGACCCGGACGCCGUUGAACUAGAAGACUUUGACGACCAGGAGAAGCCUCGAAGUAUACUUAUUCCGCCCAAACAAGAGGAGGAGGACCAUUUUAUCGAGUCGGAAGAUUCUGAAAGGGACCACCUUGUCACCGCGGAAGGUUCCGAGUCACAGAUGAAACGCAACAAGUCCAAAAAGAUCAAGGACAGAAGAUCACCUUCACGGCCGGACCUGCGAAUAGAUACGGCUAGUAACGGGCAUGCGAAUGGCCGGGCAAACGGUACAAUGGACAAACAUAUCGAAAUGAGGCGAAAACACGUCUCGAACGAUGAGUCGACGCCCAACGCGACAAGGAUUAUGAGCCGAGAUGAUUUUAGCCUCGACAAUGAGCCGCUGUCACCUAUAUCGCCGCAGACACCAGGCAUGGUCAAUACGAGUUUCUCAAACUUGCCAGUGAAAGACAAGCGAAAUUUCCUCCUGCUAUGCCUUCUCUACUUUCUCCAGGGUAUACCUAUGGGCCUUGCAUCUGGGUCUGUUCCUUUCCUCCUCAAGAGCUAUCUAUCUUACGGCCAAAUCGGCAUUUUCUCCCUCGCCAUAUACCCAUACUCUCUAAAACUAUUAUGGAGUCCGAUCGUGGAUGCCGUAUGGAGUCGGCGCUUCGGUCGGAGAAAGAGUUGGAUCACCCCAAUACAAACAAUAUCCGGACUGUCCAUGAUCUAUCUCGGAGGGAGAAUUGACGAGCUUAUGAAAAAGGCUGGUGAAAGAGACGGUUCCGGGGUCUGGGGCUUCACGGGCUGGUGGUUUCUCUUGGUCUUUCUUUGCGCCACGCAGGACAUUGCCGUGGAUGGGUGGGCAAUCUCUCUUCUGUCUAUGCAAAACAUCUCAUACGCAUCCACGGCACAGACAGUUGGACUGACAGCGGGAUCCUUCCUGUCUCACACCGUGUUCUUGGCUCUACAAGCACCAGAUUUUGCCAAUGCAUGGUUCAGAACUGUGCCUCAAGAUUAUGGGUUGUUCACGCUUGGCGGCUACAUGGCUUUCUGGGGUUGGGUUUACCUCCUGGUGACGUUGGCAAUUGCUGUGAUGAAAAAAGAGGACAAGACGAACGAGCGAGACGGUAUCAUGGAGGUCUAUCGCAGCAUGAUAGCUGUUAUGAAAUUACCCAACAUCAUCACCAUUGUGGUUAUUCACCUGGUCGGCAAAUUGGGGUUUGUGACCAACGAUGCAGUCACAAACCUGAAGUUACUCGACAAGGGAUUUGGCCAAGCGAAUAUGGCUCUGGUUGUUCUGAUUGAUUUUCCGUUCGAGCUGGGUCUGGGAUACUACGCUGGGAAGUGGUCUACCGAGUAUACGCCUCUCAAGCUAUGGUGUUGGGCAUAUGUUGCACGACUUCUUGCGGCCGUCUUUGCUCAAUUCACCAUCAUGAUCUAUCCGACGGCGGUCAAUGAGGCCGUUCCCCUCUGGUACAUGUUUGUGGUCAUCGCUGAGCAUGUCUAUUCGACGUUCAUGAACACAGUCAUGUUUGUAGCCGUGUCUGCAUUUCAUGCUCGGAUCGCCGACCCUGCCAUUGGCGGAACGUACAUGACUCUCUUAGCUACUGUUUCCAAUCUCGGCGGGACGUUCCCCAAAUUCUUCAUACUCAAAUUCGUCGACAUGUUCACCAAAGCGACUUGUCUACCCCCCGCGGAUCCAGAUGCGUUCAGCAAAGCUCACCCAGAUGUCACACCGAUCACGAGUCAGUUUAGCUGUGCCCUUGAAGCGGAAAAGAACAUCUGCCUGAAAGGUGGUGGCACCUGUCUCAUGCAACGCGAUGGAUAUUAUAUUACGAACGUCGUCUUUGUUCUCAUUGGUGCUGCCCUCUUUUGGAUGUAUAUAGAGAAGAAAGCGCUGGCGUUGCAGAGUCUGCCAUUACGAGCAUGGCGGGUUCAGGCUGAUUCAUCGUAUCAUCGUGUGGCGACUUGA